UCCUGCUCCUUUAAAAUAUACUACUAUAGAACAAGGGUAGGGUUCUCUUUAUCUUAUUUGAAGGUAAAAAAUCCAUUGGAAGAUUACUCAGGAUUUUGAGGAAAUAUUAGCUGAUUGAUCUCAGGUUUGCAGUCCUCCCCAGCUUUGGAGAAUAAGCCUUCCAUUGCAUUAGUAGUAAGGAAGAGUUUCAAUGGAUCCAUCUGUGGUCAUUGCUCUUGGCUUACUGCUCUGUAUCUCAUGUCUGCUUCUCAUUUCAUCAUGGAAAAAGGGCUUUGGAAGAGGAAAGCUUCCACCUGGUCCUGUUCCUCUUCCCAUUAUUGGCAAUAUACUGCAGUUGGACCUUAAGAACAUCCCAGAAUCACUUUGCAAGCUAGCCAAAGAAUACGGCCCAGUGUUCACUCUGCAAUUGGGUGUUGAGCGUGUUAUCGUGUUACAUGGGUACAAGGCAGUGAAAGAAGCUCUGAUUGAUCAUGGGGACAUGUUUGCUGACAGAGGACAUGUACCAAUUUUGAAAGUCAGCAAUGGAUUUGGAAUUGGUAUAAGCAAUGGAGAGAGAUGGAAGCAUCUCCGCCGAUUUUGCCUCAUGACCCUGAGGAAUUUUGGGAUGGGGAAGAGGAGCAUGGAAGAACUAAUCCAAGAAGAGGCGAAGUAUCUUGUGGAGGAGUUAAAGAAAACAGAAGGAUUACCAUGUGACCCUACCUUCAUCCUUGGGUGUGCUCCUUGCAAUGUAAUCUGCUCUUUCAUUUUCCAGAAACAUUUUGAAUAUAAAGACCAGAAAUUUCUUUAUUUAAUGAAGCUUUUAGUUGAGAACAUCAAGAUCUUAAGUUCCCAGUGGAUUCAGGUCUACAAUUCUUUUCCAUCUCUAGUGCAUUAUCUCCCUGGAUCUCACCACAAAGCAAUUAAAAAUUUUGAUUUUCUACAUGAAUUUAUUUUGGAAGAAGUGAAGGAACACCAAAGGACACUGGACCCCAGCAAUCCUCGGGACUUCAUUGACUGUUUCCUGAUGAAAAUGGAACAGGAAAAGCAACAACCACAGUUUGCAUUUACCAUUGAAAACUUGGUCCACACGGUAGCUGAUCUAUUUAUAGCAGGAACAGAGACAACCAGCACCACCCUGAGAUAUGGACUCCUGAUUCUCCUGAAACAUCCUGAGAUAACAGGAAAACUUCAUGAAGAAAUUGAUCGUGUGAUUGGCCGAAAUCGAAGUCCCUGCAUGGAGGACAGAAACAAGAUGCCUUAUACCAAUGCUGUGGUACACGAGAUACAGCGGUACAUUGACCUUGCUCCAACCAACCUGCCCCAUGCAGCGUCAGAAGAUGUUCAGUUUAGACAAUAUCUUCUCCCCAAGGGUACCACCAUAGUACCAGUAUUGUCUUCUGUUCUGUAUGAUGAUGAAGAGUUCCCCAAUCCAGACCAGUUUGACCCAGGUCACUUCCUAGAUGAAAGUGGCAACUUCAAGAAGAGCGACUAUUUCAUGCCUUUUUCAGCAGGAAAACGGAUAUGUGCUGGUGAGGGCCUGGCUCGAAUGGAAUUAUUUUUGUUUUUUACUACCAUCUUACAGAAUUUUACCUUGAAAUCUCCUAUUGACCCAAAAGAUAUUGACACCACCCCAACUGCCAGUGGGUUAGCCAAACUGCCCCCCUCCUUUGAGCUCUAUUUUCUACCUUCCUAAAGCAUGUGAAGGACCAUCCAUAGUUCUAAGUACUCUACAGUUUCCUCAUGUGCCAUGGACAAGCUGUAUUUAUUCCAUUGCCUGACAAUGAAAGCCCUCUAUGAUCUCAGUCCAAUAUACCUUUCUAGAAUAAUCUAAUACUCUCUUUGACUUUUACCAAAACCAUUCCUUAGUUUUCCCCAAUUCCAUGUUCCCCAGAAAUUCCCUGUUCCUAUAAUAUUUCUUCUCUUCAACUGCACUAAUUGUAAUCCUCCCCACACUUCACAUCACAAUUUAGAUGCCAUAUCCCUGUGAACUCUUUAGCACUUAUAAUCUGUAAUUCACAAUGUAAGACUGAAUUAUAUACCCAUCUUA
Vombatus ursinus (common wombat) is the source of this 2026-nucleotide messenger RNA. RefSeq names its product cytochrome P450 2C19-like. The transcript has 9 exons. Gene Ontology annotation, cellular component: intracellular membrane-bounded organelle; cytoplasm. Gene Ontology annotation, biological process: xenobiotic metabolic process. Gene Ontology annotation, molecular function: iron ion binding; heme binding; oxidoreductase activity, acting on paired donors, with incorporation or reduction of molecular oxygen, reduced flavin or flavoprotein as one donor, and incorporation of one atom of oxygen. The coding region runs from base 191 to 1672 and encodes 493 amino acids. Lineage: Eukaryota; Metazoa; Chordata; Mammalia; Diprotodontia; Vombatidae. The record is from RefSeq and is a predicted model, not a curated record.